CUAGAGGGAGGGUCAGUGUGUGUGUGCAUGCUAACAGUGUGCCUUAUGGACAGAGGGGGCUUGAGUGACUGUUGACUAGCCGGCUAGUAGGUGGAGGAACAGUAAGAACACAGACAUAACUCUGUGCUUGUUGGAUCCAGUGUUUGUUGUGGAAUCUAUACUCUCAGACUAGGAGGUUCUGGGUGACGGUGGGUUGAAGGAUCGGGAUGUCUAAGAUGACGUUUUGGUUGGGCCUUCUCCUGGCUCUCAGCGCAGGUCGUCUGGAUGCUUGGUUCUGGAACAAGGACCCUGAUCCUACUAUCCAAGCCCCAACGAAGGCUCCGCCACUGGGCAAGGCAGGAGGACAGCCCAAGAGAGGUGAGGAGAACCUGGCAGGGGUUGGGGCAGAAAUCAUCAACGUGGCUGAUGGGAUCCGUAAGUUUGUGCAGACGUGGGACGCGACCCCAACCACUUGGACUGACGGUGGAGUGGCGAGCCCUACCACACAGACGGUUAAUAAGGAGGAGUCUGGGUCUGGGGAAGGAUCUGGGUCUGGGUCUAAGGAAGGAUCUGGGUCUGGGGAAGGAUCUGGGUCUGGGUCUAAGGAAGGAUCUGGGUCUGGGGAAGGAUCUGGGUCUGGGUCUAAGCAAGGAUCUGGGUCUGGGGAAGGAUCUGGGUCUGGGUCUAAGGAAGGAUCUGGGUCUGGGGAAGGAUCUGGGUCUGGGUCUAAGGAAGGAUCUGAGUCUGGGGAAGGAUCUGGGUCUGGGGAAGGAUCUGGGUCUGGGGAAGGAUAUGGGUCUGGGUCUAAGGAAGGAUCUGGGUCUGGGGAAGGAUAUGGGUCUGGGUCUAAGGAAGGAUCUGGGUCUGGGUCUAAGGAAGGAUCUGGGUCUGGGUCUGAGAUGGGUUCAGGAUCAGGGCCUGGUUCAGCGUCUGGUGUAGGGUCUGGGUUUGGAUCGAGGGCUGAGUCUGGUGUAGGUUCAGGGACCGGCUCGGGUUCGGGGUCAGGGCUUGGAGAAAGGGAAAGCUUGGUUCUCCCAACUAACCUAACAGGGGUGGUGGAGGAUGACCUCACAGGGGUUGAGGGGGUGAAACAGGGCGAACCAAAGACCAACCUCUCUGACAUCACUUCUCAUGACCACAAUGGAACCUGCCACCUCGUGUCCUCUGAUUGGCCGAUCUGCAUAUCAAGGGGGUCGAAGCAUUUCUCGCUGCCCAACUUCCUGAAUCACACCUCUGUGGAGGAGGUUGGCGUGGCCCUGAGAGAGUGGGCGUGGCUGGCCAAGGCGGGGUGCCACCAUGGAGCCGAAUGGUUCCUCUGCCUCCUCCUCGUGCCCAGGUGCCCGCUGCCUGGCCAGGUGCUCGACAAGGUUCCCCUUCUGCCCUGCUGCAGCUUCUGCCAAGUCCUGCAAGACAGCUGCUGGCCAGCCCUGGAUGACGGGCGACUUCCUGUAGAGUGUAAUUUGCUGCCCGACAGGGAUCAGGAGGCGGGGUUGCGGUGUCCGCCAUGCGUGUCAGUUAGUCAUCGGAAAGCAGAGAGUGGUGUGACUCUACUGCAGCUGAUCGGAGACCUGCCUCCUGAUGAUUCCCAGGCCGGCCCGGGGGGGAAACCCGCCUACUACUUCGGAGGGCAGGACGGGCUGACUGCUGCGGGACAGCCGGCCCUGGCCCACCUCCCCAACCCCUUUUACAGAGACUUCUCCCUGGUCUUCCAAAUCCUCCCCUCCAGCCCCGGAGUCCUCUUUUCCAUCACAGACGCCUCCCAGAAGUUCAUGUACGUGGGGGUGAAGCUGAGCGCCCCGGACGCUGACGGCAGGAAUCAGAAGAUUCUGUUCUACUACACAGAGCCCGACUCUGAGACCUCGUACCUGGCCGCUAGUUUCACCGUGCCCUCCCUGGACCUAGUCUCCUGGACCAAGUUCUCUCUGUCCGUGUUCAACGACCAGGUGACCUUCUUCAUGGGGUGCGACGCCUCUGGGAAGACGGUGAAGUUGGAGCGCUCGCCGGAUGACAUGGAGCUGGACAGGGGGGCGGGCAUCUUCGUGGGUCAGGCGGGAGGCGCGGACCCUGACAGGUUCGAGGGGGCGAUCGCUGAGCUGAACGUGGUGGGUAACCCUCGAGCAGCUGAGCUACUCUGUGAAGAUGAUGAUGACUCAGACGCUGCCUCAGGUGACUUUGGCAGUGGGGAUGGGGACAGAAGAGAGACCGGCAAAACUACCACCCCUCCAUCUCUCCGACCGGUGCCAGAGCCCCCUCUGACAUCAUCAGUGAGCGACAGGCUGUCAGAGACAGGUGACAGGAAUCAUCAGACCUCAGUAGAGUCCAGACCAGGGUCAGGAGGUAAACCAGGCCCUACUGGUUCUAACGGAGUGAAGGGGGACAGAGGGGAGAAGGGCAGUCCAGGGGACAGAGGUCCCGCCGGGCCAAAGGGGGAAUCGGGGUCUUUCUCCAGCUCUGCUUCUUCCUCUGGCUCUUCAUCAGGCGGAGGAGAACGUGGAGAAAAGGGAGACAAAGGCUUGAAGGGCAGUUCUGGGUUUGGUUACCCAGGCUCCAAGGGGGACCGUGGCGUACCUGGUCCCCCUGGCCCUCCUGGCCCUGGGGGGCCAGCUGCCCAGGUUGUGAGGCUAGGGGAUGGCUCAGUGGUGCAGCCAGUGGCUGGGCCAAUGGGACCGAUGGGGCCCCCAGGGGCCAAAGGACCAGCAGGACCCCAGGGACCAGAGGGAGAGGCGGGGGAUCCAGGAGAGGAUGGCAAAUUAGGACCUGCCGGAGACAGAGGGUUCCCAGGAACACAAGGAGACUCAGGGGUCAAAGGACAAAAGGGGGAUCGUGGUGAUGGUCACCCAGGACCCAGGGGUUCUCCAGGGCCACCUGGACCCCCAGGCCCAGGGACAGUUGAUCGCGCUACAUUUGUGGAUGUGGAAGGCUCCGGAGGAUUCCCAGAUUUUGAGAAAAUACAGACUCUUCGUGGUCUACCAGGCCCCCCGGGCCCACCAGGUCCCCCUGGCCCCUCAGCCGGUGGUGUCAGCUCCCAUGGGUCAGGCUCUUUCGGGCCCCCUGGACCUCCCGGACAGGAUGGGGCCCGUGGCCUACCAGGGCCCGAUGGUCCACCUGGUAGGCCUGGAACCCCAGGACCCAGUAGCGGAGAGAAGGGAGAAGCUGGUGAUCUAGGUCUUCCAGGGCCCAGUGGAGAGAGGGGUCCUCAGGGUGACCCUGGAGUGCCUGGUCAGGCAGGGCAGGGGGGCUUGGCUGGACUUCCUGGGCCCAUGGGACCGAUUGGGCCUCCAGGACCACCCGGACCCCCCGGACAGUCCUACCCCGUGCGUUAUGGUGACGGGGAGGGUUCCGGAGUGACGGGGGUCAAUGGUGUUGCUGGAGUGAUAGGGAUUCCAGGACCACAGGGUCCGCCCGGAAUCGCAGGCCUUCCGGGAAGAUCUGGUUUGCCUGGGCUUUCGGGAGAGAAGGGGAGCGAGGGAGCAAGAGGACGGGAUGGAACACCAGGGAUGGACGGAUUCCCAGGACAAUUGGGAGACAAAGGGGAGAGGGGAGACAGAGGAGAAAGGGGUGAGCCAGGACGUGAAGGGGGGCCCCCUGGACCUCCAGGAGCCCCCGGCCCACCGGGACAGAUCUACCAGACUUCAGGCAGUUUUGAUGGAGUUCUUGGGAAUCAAGGACAGGGAGGACCAGGUCUUCCCGGCCGGGCAGGAUUCCCAGGGCCUAUGGGACCAAAGGGAGAUACAGGAGAGCCUGGACAGCCAGGAUACGCAGCUAAGGGGGAGAAAGGAGACCCUGGUAUUAUCAUGGGGCCUGAUGGAAGACCCCUGUACCUGGGAGGGCUGGGGUCUCAACCGGGAGAGAAGGGACUCCCAGGACCUGAGGGACCUCCUGGUCCCUAUGGUCCAGCUGGUCUAAAGGGAGAUAUAGGCAUGCCAGGUAGACCGGGCCGUCCUGGGUUGAAUGGUGUCAAAGGAGAGAGGGGGGAUUCAGCGGGAGGGACUGGAGGAUAUGGAGGUCCUCCAGGACCACCUGGCCCACCCGGACUCCCCGGGCCAGCAGUACCUCUGGACAGGUUCAAUAGGGAUGAUGUCUCACGGUUAUAUCCUGACUCCAAAGGAGACAAAGGUGAUCGUGGAGUACCAGGAAUACCCGGGGUACCAGGUCUCACGUCCAACUUUGACAUCUACACCUUCAAGAGGGAGAUGAAGGGAGAGAGAGGAGACUCGGGGAUGAAGGGGGAGAAGGGCGAGCCAGCCGGAGGAUAUUAUGGUGGCGGUUACGGUGGACAGGGUGGUCAACCUGGACCUCCAGGACUUCCGGGGCCAAAGGGAGAGUCCAUCAUCGGUCCUUCAGGGCCCCAGGGCCCUCCAGGUAACCCUGGAAGAGGGUACGAAGGCAGGCAAGGGAACCCAGGCCCACCGGGGCCCCCCGGACCUUCAGGAUCAUCCUCCUCACCUGGAGCCUACAGGCCAACACAGACCAUCAGCAUCCCUGGACCUCCGGGCCCUCCUGGCCCACCUGGAACUGAUGGACACUCCUCUGGGGUGAUGGUGUUGAGGUCAUAUGACACGAUGACAGCCACGGCCAGACGACAGGCAGAGGGGACGCUGGUGUAUCUGGUCGACCAAACAGACUUUUACAUCAGAGUACGAGAUGGCUUCCGGCAAAUCCAGCUUGGACCAUACAUAGCUUUACCCCCUGACCAGGGUAAUGAGGUAGCAGCUGUCGACCCUCCUCCAGUGGUCUACUACCAGCCAGACCAUCCCUCUAACUCGGCCACAGAGCAACCCCCCAGACAGCUAGACCCCCACGAGCCACAGCCUGAGGGACAACACCCUGUUCACCCUGACCCACGUUACUCGACUCACCCGGAUCCACGCUACCCAGCCCAGCCUGAUCCACGCUACCCAGCCCAGCCUGAUCCACGCUACCCAGCCCAGCCUGAUCCACGCUACCCAGCCCAGCCUGAUCCACGCUACCCAGCCCAGCCUGAUCCACGCUAUCCAGCCCAGCCAGAUCCACGCUACCCAGCCCAGCCUGAUCCACGCUACCCAGCCCAGCCUGAUCCACGCUACCCAGCCCAGCCUGAUCCACGCUACCCAGCUCAGCCAGAUCCACGCUACCCAGCUCAGCCAGAUCCACGCUACCCAGCUCAGCCAGAUCCACGCUACCCAGCUCAGCCAGAUCCACGCUACCCCUCACAUUCAGACCCCAGAUACCCCUCACACACUGAUCCACGGUACCCCAGUUAUACAGACCGACAGCACAACCCUGACCCUGUUCAGCCGGUCCAGCCCCAGCCAGCCCCUGUCCCACAGAACCCGGUUUACACAGACACCCGCUACCCUGUAACCCCACAACGCAGACCCAGACCCCCUGAGACCCCCAGCCACCAACACACGUCAGGCCCAAGCAUUCACCUGGUCGCCCUGAACGCCCCCCAGGGGGGUAACAUGCGGGGUAUCAGAGGGGCAGACUUCCUGUGUUUCAACCAGGCUCGGGCCAUCGGGCUGAAGGGAACCUUCCGGGCUUUCCUCUCCUCCAAGCUCCAGGACCUUUACAGCAUCGUCCGCAAGUCAGACAGAGAGCGCAUGCCCAUCGUCAACCUAAAGGACGAGGUCCUGUUUGACAGUUGGGAGGCCAUCUUUAGUGACUCAGAGGGCAGAGUGAAGGACAAUUUACCCAUCUACUCCUUCGAUGGCAAAGACAUUUUCACAGACGGCACAUGGCCAGACAAGAUGAUAUGGCACGGUUCGACCAGCAGGGGGCACGGCCAGGUGGAUAACUACUGUGAGACGUGGCGUAUAGGGGAGCGUGCGCUGACGGGCAUGGCCUCCUCUCUACAGGGGGGCCAGCUCCUCCAACAGAGAACCAGCAGCUGUCACAGCUCCUACGCCGUGCUCUGCAUCGAGAACAGCUACAUCGGACAGUUCAAGAGAUAGGACUGACCGACCAAACGCACACACACACUACAGCCAGAUCAAGAGAUAGGACUGACCGACCAAACGCACACACACACUACAGCCAGAUCAAGAGAUAGGACUGACCGACCAAACGCACGCACACACUACAGCCAGAUCAAGAGAUAGGACUGACCGACCAAACGCACACACACACUACAGCCAGAUCAAGAGAUAGGACUGACCGACCAAACGCACGCACACACUACAGCCAGAUCAAGAGAUAGGACUGACCGACCAAACGCACACACACACUACAGCCAGAUCAAGAGAUAGGACUGACCGACCAAACGCACACACACACUACAGCCAGAUCAAGAGAUAGGACUGACCGACCAAACGCACACACACACUACAGCCAGAUCAAGAGAUAAGCCUAAUGAAACACCCACACAAACACAUCAGCCAAUCCAGGAGGCCUAACAAAAGGUACCUACCAGUGGAGGCUGGUGACUUAAAUAAAUAGUAGGAUGGUAGACCCAGGGUAUAGGUGUGGAACGCACGGGGACAACAAAGUGUUUCAAAAAUUGUCAAAGACUAAUUAUUUUAACCUAAAGCAUUUAAUAAAGACAUUUAUAGUACACUAUUUUGGGGAAUGGGAAUGAGAGGGCUACUUACAGUGUUGGGAAGGGACCACAGCAGUGAUUGAAUGAGGGUAUGAGGAAUGAGUUGAGGUGUUCAGAGGCUUGACCAGUGCAGGACAGGAUUUGCCUAAAAAGACAAACAAUAACACAACACACUACACAGUUAGACAAAAGAGCUAAGAAUGAGUUAGUCCAAGCAAGGAGUAAAAUCAUUGAUGUGUAAUAAUGUGAUUGUGUUUGACUCUACAUACAGUAAUGAGAGAAAAUUGAUAGGGGUACUCAGUGCUUGGAGAGGAAACAUUCAAUGUGCCAGUAGAUGAGCGGCACAUGAGACAUGGCUUCAGUUCGUCAAGAGAUAGUUGACAAUGGUAGUGGAGUGAUCAUCACCUCUUAAUAAGGGAACAGGAGGGGACUUCCCUGGAAAUACAAAUAGCAGAUACAUUCCAUUACAGCUGCGCCCGUCAUAGGUUUGGACAACGAGUUUCUCUAUGAGGUUAAACUCAGACAUCUCAAAAUGCAUUAAGUCAAAUGCAGACUGCCGCGCAUCUCGCCCACUUCACACAUCAAAGUAGCCCAAGAAAAGUUCCUAAUUAAAGCCCUGAUCACCCACAUACCUGACCAUAACUGACAACUGCAAGCAGACUGGUGGCACCAUAGGUCCCAGAGCGUGGGGCAAUUUUUACCCCCUGGGGCCUAGAGUUUUUCCUUAUAUGGUAACCUAACUAGGAAAACUCUGGACCCUAUAAAGUAUGCCAGUGAUUAAUUAGUUGUAAAAAAAGGUUGAUCAGACUGAAAUAUAGUCUCGUUUUCAUCCCAUACAGCAUGUCCGAUUUCUAGCGUUCAGGUGUGCCUAGGCUGCUGCAACAUUUGUCAUGAGUUUUUACUUGUGUCUGUCCGGAGUGAUUGUGAGAUCUUUGCUAAAUAAAUACCGGAGGAAAGUAGAAAGCUUACUUGAGUGCACGUGAAAAAAUGUGCUGUGUCAACCUCUUGAAUCGAAAUGUUUAUGGAUGAUGCGAUGAAGCUAUUAAAUCAUUCUGAAUUGUUUUCGACAUCCUAGAAAAGACAAGUCGAAAGGUCGAUAUGUUCAACAAGUAAAGCAUUCUAACGUGCAAUUACCACUGCAAGCUCCUUGUAGUUGCCCUUGUUGGCGGGAAUUUCCCCUCUCGUCAUGUCCUCUUAUCGAUGCAGCUUAUUCACAGAAGCUUGAAUGUCGGCAUUUAUAUUCUCCCUGCUUUUGUUUUGCCGUUUAGCUGAACGAUCGAUGUUCUUCAGGUCACUGUACCCACCUUUUGACCAAGGCUCAGACUUUACCUAAAGCAGGCAAGGCCAGCAAUACAGGCAGCUUGAUGAAAAGCUCCCUGUUAACCAGCUUUACUUUUGAUACCAGUUGGUAUCGAACGCCCUCACCUUUUCAUCUUUCUUCAUGAAACUGAUCUCAGGCAGUGGUCGACCCUCCCUUUUCCGUGUACCCCAGAGAAUGAAAGGGGUUCUUCAACAAAGUCCACAAACUGCACACUUCACGCUGGUAGAUAGCUAGCUACUGAAGUUAACGAGGCUAACUUUAAAAAAAGUUAAAUCAGUAGCUGGACACAAAAAUUAAGUUCUAAAAACAAGAAAACAAUUUAUAUUCCUCUUCUGUCUCCUGUCAUUUGAAAAAAACAAAUUUGAAUUGAAUAAAAUACCAAAAAUGCUCAACUAUCACUGUUCACUCUUAAUCUCUAUCUGACAAUGUCACCAAGCUUCUCAACACAUAGAAUCCCCAUAAUGCUCUGUGGCACAAUCCCAAUACAACACACUGUUUGUUAUCUGAUCCUAAAAGCUUUGAUCGGUUGGAGGACUUCCACCGGAAGUGGUCAUAAUUACCAUGUAUGUCUAUGGAAGGGGGUGAGGCCUACAAGCCACCUAGGUUUUGUAUUGAAGUCGGAGGAGGAUGGAAGCUAGCUGUCCGGCUACACCAUGGUGCUACACCAGACAGUGCUUUUGAAGUUACUGUAGACCAUUGCAAAACAGUGUAUUUUAAUCAAUUAUUUGGUGACAUAAGAAUAUAUUUAGUAUAGUUUUAUCUAAAAAGUAUAACUUGAAUGUUUCUAAUGUUGACAUUUUUAUGAAAUUCACUUAGGAUGGUCCUCCCCUUCCUCCUCUGAGGAGCCUCCACUGAUACAUACACACACACACAAUGGUGCUUUGUAUAUAACAGCUACAUUCCCCUUCUCAAUACACUCAGUCCAGCUGGCCAAAUAGGACCACAUGUCCAUAAUAUGGGGUUGAUCAAGAACAGUGACAACCAGGCUAAGAGAUGGACCCCCCCCCCCCCCAAGCCACCCCCUUUUUACACUGAUUGCAGCUGACUAAACAGCCCACCCAGACCCCCUGCACAUACGUCUAAAUCGCUGUUCUGUAAUCACCUCAACACUGUGGUUUUCAGUAGAGUUUGUAUUCAUUCCACUUCUCCUUUUACUGUCCACUUCAGAAAGCCAUGUUCAUUGGGGGUUAGAUAGACUAUCACAAUGUACAUUUAUUAUAUCAAAAGCAUAAUACCUGCACUGUAGAAAGUCUAUAGCCUUUUAACAGUUUGCCCUAGAAUCAAACCACACCACAGACCACACCUACAGAUUAAACAGGACACAUUCUGUUCUGAGUCCAACAAGCUAAUUGUUGCAGUAUUGUACAUUAAAUGUUUAUUAUCCAAUGUUGUAAUUGUUUAUUCACUUUACAUUUUGUUGUAAUCAGUACAUAUAACCAGUUUUUGAAGCACUAGCUAUAACAUUGUCGUAAAUGUUGGAUGUUUUUAUUUUUCUAGCGGACAUCAAAAGGGAACAGGAUAUUUCAAAUGUUUUGAUAACAAAAGGGAACAGGAUAUUUCAAAUGUUUUGAUAACAAAAGGAGUAUUUAUUUUGCGAUUAACAUUUUGUUAAGUAGUUUUAACAUUCACACUUUUCAGUAAUGGACUCCAUGGAUCUAUGUAUUGACAGAGGAAGAGAUGAGCCUGGGCCAAGAAUCAUAACAUUUUGUAUCAAAAAUCAAAUUACUAUGUUUUUGUUCUGCAAUGUCCUUUUGCGUUUCAAAAUCCUCAAAAGUGCUCUUAAGUGUUUUUCAUGUCUAUGCACUGUGAUGGAAAUUAAAUAAGGCUUUUAAUCCAAAGACCAAAGCAUUGCAGCUCACUGAAUGAACCGGUGUAUGACCCUGGUGAGGAGUUUUCUGAGGUGACAUGUACUGUGCCAUCUCUCUCAAUGUCAUCAACGUUUAUUAAAAAACAAACAAAUGCUA
Molecule: messenger RNA, 9781 nt
Organism: Oncorhynchus kisutch (coho salmon)
Lineage: Eukaryota; Metazoa; Chordata; Actinopteri; Salmoniformes; Salmonidae
Product: collagen alpha-1(XVIII) chain-like
Exons: 42
Coding region: 207-5912 (1901 amino acids)
Biological process (GO): extracellular matrix organization
Molecular function (GO): protein binding; extracellular matrix structural constituent conferring tensile strength
Source: RefSeq, a predicted model, not a curated record